Molecule: messenger RNA, 2402 nt
Organism: Culex pipiens pallens (northern house mosquito)
Lineage: Eukaryota; Metazoa; Arthropoda; Insecta; Diptera; Culicidae
Product: putative polypeptide N-acetylgalactosaminyltransferase 9
Exons: 5
Coding region: 474-2228 (584 amino acids)
Cellular component (GO): Golgi apparatus
Source: RefSeq, a predicted model, not a curated record
AGCAAGCACGCCCAGUUUUGUUUUCUUUCCCAAGAACGAAAACGUGCUGAUCGAAGCAACCUGCUGCCGAGGCGCGCGCUCGCACUCGUUGACGUUCAGCAUUGUCCGGUGUAGUCUUCCGCUAGUGCUGGUCGUAGUUGGCCAUUUGCGUACCUUACGUUGUUUGUACAAGUGAGCCCUUGGAUAAGCUUACUGAUUGUUAGAGACCGGCGCGCAGCUUUCUUCGCGAAAGCCUACUGUGAUGUGGGUGACGACGUUCAAGAGAAUCAUUCGUUCUAUUGCUGUUAUCAGAGGUAGUGUGGCCUAGGUUCGUCCUCGUUACUUGUCGGUUCGGCAAAAGUGACGAUAACAGGUGCCCGAUUGACGCUGACAUGUGUCGUGAGACAUCGACAGCUUAUUGAAGUGCCGUCAACGAGCUUCGCGACAUUCAACUAGUUCGGUUCAGUUUCCCACGAGCGACGCACCGGUGAAGUAUGAUUCGGGUGUUUAAUAAGAAAUGUUUCCUCGCGGUGUUGCUUUCGAUCGUCUGCGUGACGGCGCUGGUGAUGGUGUACAGUGCCCGGUGGGAGAUGGCCGAUUUCCAGAACUAUAUCCAGUUGAGGCAGAAUCUCAAGUACAGAACGACUGUGGCAGAUGAAAAUGUGACUGAAUUUAAAUACAUCUUGCAAACGCUCGAUCCGAGGUUUCCGACGCCACCCGGUGACAUGGGAGUGGCUGUUUCGGCGGGGGUUACCAAUGCAGAAAUCGCGUCCCUCAUGAAACAGGGCUACGAUAUGCAGGGUCUCAACCAGUACCUAUCGGAUCUGAUGUCGGUCCAUCGGAGGUUGCCGGACACGCGGGACGCUUGGUGCAAGGAACCAAACCGGUUUCUACCAGAUCUACCGGAAACUUCAAUCGUGAUCGUGUUCUACAACGAAGCCUGGUCAGUUUUGGUUCGAACCGUUCACUCGAUUCUCGAUCGAAGCCCACCCAAUUUGGUCAAAGAGAUCAUUCUAGUCGAUGACUUUUCCUACUUGCCUCACACAAAAACCCAACUGGACGACUACUUCGCGGCAUACCCCAAGGUACGAAUCCUGCGAGCUCCCACCCGUCAAGGACUGAUCCGCGCACGACUCCUUGGCGCUAGGAACUCCACGGCACCGCUUAUUACGUUCCUCGAUGCCCACGUUGAGUGCACAGUUGGUUGGCUGGAAGCGCUGUUGGAUCCGGUGGCGCGAAAUUGGAUGACGAUCGCAAUUCCCACGAUCGAUUGGAUCGACGAGCACGAUAUGCACCUGCGCACGGAAAAUGCUCCCACAUACUACGGGGCGUACGAUUGGGAUUUGAACUUUGGCUGGUGGGGCCGGUGGAGUCGCGUCAAGCAGCCCCAGAACAAGCUGGAACCGUUCGAGACGCCGGCGAUGGCCGGUGGGCUGUUUGCCAUCAACAGGACGUUCUUCGAGCUGCUCGGGUGGUACGACGAGGGGUUCGAAAUCUACGGCAUCGAAAAUAUCGAGCUGUCGAUGAAGAGCUGGAUCUGUGGGGGAAAAAUGUUGACCGUCCCAUGUUCGCGAGUGGCUCACAUUCAAAAGACGGGACAUCCCUACCUGAUGAAAGCGAACAAGGACGUUGUGAGAGCGAAUUCACUCCGACUGGCGGAGGUGUGGAUGGACGAAUACAAACAGGUCAUUUUUGAUAUUUAUGGGUUGCCGCGGUAUCCGGUGGAAGAGGUGGGUGAUGUGUCCAGCAGGAAGGAGGUACGGCGGAAAGCGAAGUGUAAGACGUUCCGGUACUACAUUGAGACUGCGUAUCCGGAGAUGAAGAAUCCGCUGAUUGAGGGAGCGUUUCGUGGAGAGGUAAAAAAUGCAGCCCUCGGCAACGACACGUGCCUCACGUAUCACGCAGCAACCAACACCGUGGGCAUGGCCAGCUGCGAUCACGCGGAAAAGUCUCAAUUUUGGGUCCACAACUACUAUCAGGAGCUGAACAGCUACAAGCACUGUCUCGAUUACACGGGCUCGGAGCUCGGCGUCUUUGGAUGCCACCGGGGCCGGGGAAACCAAGCCUGGCAGUACAAGAUCGACUCUAGGCAGAUAAAGAGUGUAAAACAUGGCAAGUGUUUAGCGCUCGACAUGGAGAGCCGAACGUUCCUGAAGAUGGAAGAUUGCGACGGUAGCAAGGAGGUGCAAAAAUGGCUCGUUACGCCGGUCAGUUUGGAUGUGUCUAUUUUUGCGAAAACGAAUGGUUAAGCUUAUAGAUGUAAGUUUUUUUAGAAGUUAGUAUAUUGUACAAUCCAGAUCUCGCAAAAAAAACAUUGUAAUUAAUUAGCCAAUCGUGACCCUUAUAAAUAUUUGUAACAACAAUCCUCUGUACAAAUAGCCAAUUAAUAUGCAAUGAAAUAAACUGACUGAUGUAAUUCUUUA